This is a messenger RNA of Suillus subalutaceus, 1450 nucleotides long. Its product is annotated as Alpha/Beta hydrolase protein. Gene Ontology annotation, molecular function: hydrolase activity, acting on ester bonds. Gene Ontology annotation, biological process: lipid metabolic process. The transcript is spliced from 4 exons. The record is from RefSeq and is a predicted model, not a curated record. The coding region runs from base 137 to 1450 and encodes 437 amino acids. NCBI's taxonomy places the organism in Eukaryota, Fungi, Basidiomycota, Agaricomycetes, Boletales, Suillaceae.
GCUCAUUGUAUGCUCAUAACUAUUCUCCACUUGAGUUGUCGUUUAUUAGACACGUAUUAUUAUCGCCCAACUACACUGAUUUUUUUUCGUUACGGAGCAAGGAUAGUUCGUGCUCGGACUGAGCAGUCAUUCACUUAUGGUUGUUCCUCUCAUUGGACGCCUCAAGGGGCACGAAUACGCAGCUCUCGUUGGGGGCUUCUUCUUUCUAGUCUUCGAGACUGCUAUCAGUUUCAUCAUCAAGUUCCUCCCCGUUCCUAUUAUCCAGUGGUUCCACAACCACUCACGCACCCUCUUUCACCGUUUCUCUGUGAACCCUGCAAAAGGCAAGUCCAAAGCCGAAGAUGUUGCUGACACUAUACGGAAGGCAAAGGAUUUCGGAGAGCUAUGUCAGUAUUGGGGUUACACGCAUGAGGAACAUGUCGUUUUGACAAAUGAUGGAUAUUUAUUGGGUUUGCAUAGGCUCCCGACGAAGAGGGGGCAGAGGAAGCAAAGUCCUGGGACGAGCACGGGAAAACCGGUGGUGUAUUUGCAUCAUGGGUUACUCAUGAACAGUGAAGUAUGGAUUUGUUUAACAAACGCUGAGAGGUGCUUGCCAUUUGUCCUUGCUGAGCAAGGCUUUGACGUAUGGAUGGGCAAUAACCGAGGGAACAAGUACUCCAAGAAAUCGGUUCAUCAUGACCCGAAUUCAGUCAAGUUUUGGAACUACAGCCUCGACGACUUUGCCUGGCAUGAUAUUCCUGAUUCCAUUCAGUAUAUCCUGGAUAUCACGAAAUCGAGCAGCUUGAGCUAUGUUGGUUUCAGCCAGGGUACUGCACAGGCAUUCGCCGCACUUAGCAUUCAUCCGCAGUUGAAUGACAAGGUGAACGUCUUUAUUGCACUUGCCCCUGCUAUGAGUCCCGUAGGAUUGGCGGCUCCUCUUGUCGAUGGCCUCAUGAAGGCUUCCCCAACAUUAAUGUAUUUAUUCUUCGGACGCAGAGCUAUUCUGUCUUCUACAACGACAUGGCAAGCCAUCCUAUACCCACCCAUCUUCACAAGCGUCAUCGACACCUCCAUGCAUUUCCUCUUCAACUGGGAUAGUCAGAACAUUCCAUAUCUCCAGAAGAUCGCCGCAUAUGCCCAUCUCUAUUCAUUAGCGUCUGUCAAGUCCGUCGUGCACUGGUUCCAGAUCAUGCGCGAGGGUGCAUUCCAGAUGUAUGACGAUGAUGUCAGUGCAUUUGGCUCUCCUGGUGGGACGGAUAGCCUUGUUGACAUACAGACGAUGCUUAAAGAACUCCCGGACCAUACGACUGUCACGCGUCUGAAUGGAUAUGAACAUUUGGACAUCCUUUGGGGAAAGGACGUUGAUAAGGAUGUUAUUCCGGAGGUUGUGAACGCCUUGAAGUUGCACUGCGACGACUCAAGCGGGAGUCCGGACGAGUUCAAGGGUGGGUUUAAAGUGUUUGAGAGGUAA